Messenger RNA from Plasmodium relictum, 1236 nucleotides. Its product is annotated as conserved Plasmodium protein, unknown function. The record is from RefSeq and is a predicted model, not a curated record. Bases 1 to 1236 code for a protein of 411 amino acids. Lineage: Eukaryota; Apicomplexa; Aconoidasida; Haemosporida; Plasmodiidae. The transcript has a single exon.
AUGAAAUUAUCUACUAUUGUAUUUUUUUUUCUUUUUGUAUUUAUUAUAAAUUUUAUAAAGUGUGAAUCCAAUAAAAAUGGGGAAUCAAAUACAUGUGAAGAAGAAAAAAAUUUAAUUCUUCAAAAAAUGAAAUUAACUGAAGAAAAAUUGAAUAAAUGUAUGGAAAAUAGUAAAAAAAUUAGCGAAAUUCAAUUACAAUUAAAUAAUUGCAAGGAAAACGAAACAAAAUGCAAUAAACAGUUGAAAGCUAGCGAUACGAAAUGUAAUGAAGAAUUAAGUAAGAAAAAAAGAGAAAUGAAUGAAUUAAAGGAUAAAAUAAGUAAUUUAGAAAAUAAAAUUAUGAAUGUAGAAGAAAAUGGAGAAAAUAAAAAAGAUACCUACAAAAGUAGGGGUAAUAAGGAAGAUAAUUACAUAAUAUCUUAUGAUAUAUUUAAAAGUUAUCUUUUUAAAAUUUAUAAAAUAUAUAAAACUUUUUAUAUAAUAUUAGUUGAAAAAACAUAUAUUUCAAAUAUGAAAAGUAAAAUAUCUGAUUAUAAAGAUUUAUUUAUAAAAGUUAUCAAGAUAUAUAGUCUUAUAAUUCGUGGAAAGUUACAUACAUAUAAUAAGUUAUUAUUAGAGAAUAAUCAUAUGAAAAAUUUUAUGAUAAUUCUAAAAAAUAUUCAGGCAAAUCAAUAUAUAGCUUUAUUAAAAAAAAAAACUACAGAAAUUACAUUAACAACAAAAAACAUUUUAAUGAAUAUCCUAAUUCAAACAAAACCCAAAUUAGAAUUAUAUAAAAGUAAUAUUAAUGAAAAUAUACAAAUUUUUUUAGGAAAAUUACAAAGUAAUUCAGAAUCUUUGUUAGAUCAUUUAUAUUCUAUAAAUCCAGAUAUAAAGGGAAUAAUACCAGUAAAAUUAUAUGAUCAAAUUAUUUUAUUAAUAUUCUUUACUAUAGUUAAUGUUAUACAUUUGUAUAUCUUCUUUUAUUUCUUCUUUGUAAUAUUUAAAUUUAUUAAAAAAACAAUUUAUUUAUUAUUGAGAUGGACAAUUUUUAUUAUUACUUUUAUUUUAAAAAUAUUCUUUUUUUUCAUAACUCUUCCAAUAAGGCCAUUUAUGAAAAAAAAAAAAAAUAAAAAUAGAAAAGCAUAUAAGAAACAUGAUGAAAAUAUUUAUAGUAACCCAGAAAGAACUACAUAUCAGCAAAAUGAAUUCAAAAGAAUGAAUAAAAAUCAACAUAUAAAGCAGAGAAAAUAUUGA